Molecule: messenger RNA, 764 nt
Organism: Syngnathus typhle (broad-nosed pipefish)
Lineage: Eukaryota; Metazoa; Chordata; Actinopteri; Syngnathiformes; Syngnathidae
Gene: smtla
Product: somatolactin alpha
Exons: 5
Coding region: 23-712 (229 amino acids)
Biological process (GO): response to nutrient levels; positive regulation of growth; positive regulation of tyrosine phosphorylation of STAT protein
Cellular component (GO): extracellular region
Molecular function (GO): growth hormone receptor binding; growth hormone activity
Source: RefSeq, a predicted model, not a curated record
CAGGGACUGAAGAAUCCACAGAAUGACUGCUAUACAGGGAGCUCUAUGGGCUUUGUUGUCCUGGCCUUGCCUCCUCAGCACCUGUUUCCUGCUCGAGUGUACGGACCAGGACCAGGUCAUCCACCCCUACUGUUUAUCUAUUUCACAGGAUAAGCUUCUGGAUAGGGUGAUCCAGCAUGCCGAGCUCAUCUACCAUGUCGCAGAAGAGUCAUGUUCUUUGUUUGAGGACAUAUUUGUCCCAUAUCCAUUGCGGCUUCAAAGGAACCAGGAGGCCACUGCGUGCUUUACAAACGCUAUCCCUAUUCCAAGCUCCAUUGGUGAAGUCCAGCAAAUGUCUGACAAAUGGUUGCUCCACUCGGUGCUAAUGCUGGUCCAAUCGUGGAUUGAGCCCUUGGUUUACCUACAGACAACAAUGGACCGCUAUGAUGGAGCUCCAGAAAUGCUCCUCAAUAAGACCAAAUGGAUGUCAAACAAACUUAUCAGUUUGGAGCAUGGAGUUGUCGUUCUCACUAAAAAGAUGCUGAAUGAGGGCCUAUUGACAACGAGUUACAGCGACCAAGGCUUGUUCCAAUACGACAUGCAGACUGAUAUGGUAGAAUCUGUCAUGAGGGACUACGUCUUACUCAGCUGCUUCAAGAAAGACUCCCAUAAAAUGGCGACAUUCCUCAACCUUCUUAAAUGUAGACAAACCGAAGAUUACAACUGUGCAUAAAAACAAAGUCACACACUUUUAAACUUGAUAAGUAUUUCUAGUAGAUAGCAUC